AAAACAAUAUUACAGUGAAUCAGUGGUGAAAUAAGGUCUGUUUUGACAAUGGCAAGCAUAAGAUCGUCCGCCUCUACGACUAAUUGGAAUCCAAGUUAUGACGUUUUAUGCAGUGACAGUGAAGAUGACGACGAUGAAACCAAACCAAACUAUAAAGGCCGCGAAGCGCUAAUUUUCGUGCUUGACGCUAAUCUUUAUGAGGAGUAUGAACGGUUCGUAGUGGCUUUGGAUAUUGUGCGCAAAGCUCUAAUAUCUGGAUUACUAGUAAACUCCAAGGACCUUAUUGGUAUCGUAUUUGCCAACACUGCGAAGAAUACAGAUCCAUAUGAGGCAAGCAGUUUGGAUAAUAUUGUGGUUCCACCAAAUUGUGCUGUAUUCCUGCCAUUACGGGAGUUAUCCAAGUCCAUUGUGGAACAUUAUUUGCGCUUUAUGGAAACCGCGGAGCAAGGUUUCGGUGUCGAUUAUGGCAUAGUAGGCAAUGGUGGAAACAGCGACUUCUCGGUUAUGCUGCGUUUGUGCAUAAAUCUUUUCGAAAAUGCUGGAUACAAUUUGGUUUCAUCCACAUUGGUUUAUCUAACUGAUAGGGCAACACCUCAUCCAACAACAUCAAAUUUAUAUCAAAGAGCUUUGCAAAAAGCAAAGGAUUUGGAGGGAAAAGAAAUUGAAUUUCAACUGGUGCCUAUGGUAGAUGAAUUUGACUAUGAGCCUUUUUAUAAAGAAUUUUUAACGCUUGUCGAAGAUGGUGAUAUUGAAGCAUUUGAUCCGCGAAAUCCCGAGGAGUUGCGCACGUUGUUAUCUGAUCGUAAAUUGCGCCAAAAUGUGCUGAGACGUUCACUGGGCCACUUUAAAUUGUCGCUGGGUCCGGACUUGUUCAUAUCAGUGCAAUACUAUAAUUAUUUCAGAGCUCGCUUCAUGCCGCGAAAAGUACGGCUACUACGUAAAGACAACUCCAUUGUGCAGCAGAAGCGCGUAAUUAUGGUGCGCAAACAGUCUCAAGAAACAAUGGAUAUCGUGGAAGAACAUCAAGUUAAACAAAGUGGUGGCUGGUAUGAAAUUAACUUGGGUGAUAUGCCAAUACGCAUUACACCAGAGCAAAUCAAUCGUGUGCGGAAUCUGCAUGCGCCAGGCAUGAUGCUACUCGGUUUUAAAUCGAUAUCGGAAAUGCCUGAAAAUUGGUACUAUAAGCCACAAAACUUCAUGUAUCCCGAUGAUAAAGGCAUUAGUGGUUCGAAACGUCUAUUUCGAGCUCUGUGGGAACGAUGUAUGGCACGCGAAAAAAUUGCUAUUUGUUUAUUGAUGCGCAAACGCAAAUCAAUUCCUCGAUACGUUGCAUUGCUACCCGUGGAAGGGGGUGACCCUGAGGGUGACACAUCUCGCCCGUUGCUCUCAGGUGAUGGUUUCAAAAUAAUUUACUUACCUUUCGCCAAGCACAUACGAAACAUUGACUUCACUGAUUGGAAUACUAUGCAGAAUGAGGCACCCGAAGAAGGUGUACAAGUGUUCGAGAAAAUAGUUGGUAAGUUGCGUACUAAAUUCCAAUCCAAUUUGCUUGUCGACCCUACUGUGGAGGCUUUGCAGUCCAACAUACUAGCUCUGGCACUAAAUAUAAAAACCGAUAGUGCUGGUCUUAGUGGAAUGCCGGACACAAAGCGACAGGAUGAACGCAUUGCCAAAAUAUUGCCGCGCUUAAAUGAAAUCUUUGGUGAAGAUGCAGAAAGCCCAAAAAAACGUGCGGCUUCUGCUAAAACUGGUGGCAAUGCAACUAAGGUACCUAAGUUAGAUGUGGACAGUUUGAAGCAACUGAAUUAUGUUGAGCAGCUGGCAAAGAACGAUACUCUGAGUAGCUGCACUAUUGCACAACUGUGUGAUAUUCUGAAAACACAUUUUGAUGUACAGGUUCCAUUGCGCUCGAAGAAGCAGGAUUUAAUUGACCGUGUAAAGGAUCUGAUAGAUUGAUUGUUGGCUUACAUAGAAUGCCUUUGUUAAAACACAUUUCCAGUUACCCAAACUUAAAAAGGAUAUUUUAAUUAUAUUUGUAUACAUACAUAUAAGAAAAUGAAAACGAAUUUGUACCAGCAAAAUAUGCAUAUAAAUUGUUUGAGGAGUUUUUUAUUAAAUAUGUUUUUAUGCUCUCA
Anastrepha obliqua is the source of this 2135-nucleotide messenger RNA. It is a transcript of the gene Irbp, whose product is annotated as ATP-dependent DNA helicase 2 subunit 1. Gene Ontology annotation, cellular component: Ku70:Ku80 complex; nucleus. Gene Ontology annotation, biological process: cellular response to X-ray; double-strand break repair via nonhomologous end joining; telomere maintenance. The record is from RefSeq and is a predicted model, not a curated record. NCBI's taxonomy places the organism in Eukaryota, Metazoa, Arthropoda, Insecta, Diptera, Tephritidae. The transcript is spliced from 2 exons. The coding region runs from base 49 to 1956 and encodes 635 amino acids. Gene Ontology annotation, molecular function: DNA helicase activity; telomeric repeat DNA binding; damaged DNA binding.